AAAAACCACAUACCACUCUCCUAUCAGUUCACUGCUCUUUUGUUAUAAUAAGGAAUCAACCAUAAACUUGAAAAAAAAAAAAUUCCAACUCCAUGCCAAAUCAAGAAGCUCUCUGUUUAGGUACGAUCAUGGCUGACAUGGGAGCAGUACAAGAGCGGAAGAUAGUUGUUGCAAUUGAUGAAGGAAAAGAAAGUAUAUAUGCAUUAACAUGGGCAAUCAAGAAUGUUGUUUCACAAAAUUCUUCCAAUGAUACUAUCAUUCUUCUUUAUGCCAAACCACAGCGUGCAGUUUACUCUACUUUAGAUGGACCAGGGAAUCUGUUCUCAUCUUAUGUUAUUAUGUCAAUGGAGAAAUAUAGUAAAGAAGUUGCUGAUUGUGUGAUUGAGAAGGCUAAAAGAGUUUGCAAAGGCCUUCAAAAUGUUAAAGUGGAGACAAUGAUUGAGAAUGGUGAUGCUAGAGAAGUAAUCUGUGAUGCAGUUGAAAAGAUUGGUGCUGAUGUACUAGUCAUGGGAACCCAUGGCUAUGGUAUGAUCAAAAGGGCUUUUCUUGGGAGUGUGAGUACUCAUUGUGCACAAAAUGUCAAGUGUCCAGUUCUAAUUGUGAAAAAGCCUAAAUCAUCUUAGAAGAAUGAAGUGUGGAAAUUCUCCUUUGUUUGCAGAAAAUGUAGUUUCUUUUGUUGCGGAAGAUUGUUUCUGUACUUGUGUUGAUCUGUUUUAUCCAACAUCACUGUCUGUGCCCCUGUUAUCCAUUGAUGGCGUAAAACAUGCUCACUUUCUCUUCAAAAAAGUGCAACGUAAAGAUUUACAUACACGGUCAGUUGAUGACAUCCGAUAAUUACAUGUUUCCUUGUAAAGAUUUACAUACACGGUCGCCACAGCAUACAUAGGGAGAUAUGCUUAUGUUAAAUAUCUGCUUGUUCUUAUCCAUUUAACAUCUUGAAAUUUUAAGCAUUUCACAACGUGUAAGCAAUUCACUGUAUUGGUCAUUAGAAAAUCUGGCUACUGCAUUUUACUCCA
Molecule: messenger RNA, 1016 nt
Organism: Papaver somniferum (opium poppy)
Lineage: Eukaryota; Viridiplantae; Streptophyta; Magnoliopsida; Ranunculales; Papaveraceae
Product: universal stress protein A-like protein
Exons: 4
Coding region: 93-623 (176 amino acids)
Source: RefSeq, a predicted model, not a curated record